AUGCGCGCCAACGGCGCUGCGGAGGCGCAGGCGCGCCGCCCCGGCCCGCAGCCGCAGCCCCAGCCCCAGCUGGCCCAGCCUGUGGCGACCGCCCGCCGUCGCCGCCGCUCGGUCAUCACCACCGCCGUCGCCGCCCCCGCCGCCACCACCAUCACCACCACGGCCUCCGCGCCGCCGCGCCGCCCACAAGAACCGCCGCAAGGGCAGGCGUACAAACUGGAGCGCGUGCCUCGCCAGCUGCAGCUGAGCUCGGAGGACGACUGGAGGAACGAAGCUGGCCCCGCCGCGGCCUCGCCCUCCCCGAGCAGGCGGCCGCCGCCUCCGCGCCGCCGCCGCCCGCGCCCCGCCCCCGCCGCCGCCGCGCCCGCCGAGACCUACCACUGCACCUUCUGCGACAUGACCUUCGGCGACGUCGUCAUGUACACCAUGCACAUGGGCUACCACGGCUUCGCCGACCCCUACACGUGCAACAUGUGCGGGCAGGCGACAGCCGACCGCUUCGCCUUCUUCCUGCACAUCGCGCGCUCGGCGCAUUACUAG
Messenger RNA from Gryllus bimaculatus (two-spotted cricket), 540 nucleotides. The record is from the annotation of a GenBank genome assembly. Lineage: Eukaryota; Metazoa; Arthropoda; Insecta; Orthoptera; Gryllidae.